Mugil cephalus (flathead mullet) is the source of this 1737-nucleotide messenger RNA. RefSeq names its product piggyBac transposable element-derived protein 3-like. The transcript is spliced from 2 exons. The record is from RefSeq and is a predicted model, not a curated record. Lineage: Eukaryota; Metazoa; Chordata; Actinopteri; Mugiliformes; Mugilidae. Bases 1 to 1737 code for a protein of 578 amino acids.
AUGAUUCUGAAUGGAGAUGAAAGUGAGAUUGAGGGAUUUGGUGGUAUCAGCUCAGAUGAAGACGAUCCCGUUGAAGAUCCAGAUUACACUCCCUUGUAUCAGGAGUCAAGUGAGUCUGAAUGUGAGUCAGAAGGGGAAAUACCUCAACCAGAAGGGGAAGUGUCUCAACCAAAAGAAUUACCUCAACCAAGUACCUCAACGAAGAAACAUCCUACUGGCCAAGAAAAUAAGUUCUCUUGGAGAAAGAAACCUUUUGAAGCCCCUGACUGCACCUUCAAAGGAGAGAGUGUCAAACCUCCAGACGAGCUUCCCACUCCCCUGCAGUACUUCAGGAGGUUCAUUACAAAGGAGAUGAUAGAGUUAGUAAUGGAGCAAACCAAUCUGUACAGUGUCCAAACCACUGACACGCUCAAGAAUGUGAACACCACAGUCAAGGAGCUGGAAAUCCUAAUUGGCAUGUACCUGCGCAUGGGUAUUUGCCAGCUUCCAGGAAACCGUACCUACUGGGAAAACAACACAAGGUGUGCCAUGGUAGCUGAUAACAUGUCACGCAACCGUUUUCAGACCCUCCUUGCAUCUCUUCACUUCGCUGACAAUACGGAUUCAUCAAACAGGCAAGAAGGGGACAAGUGCUGGAAGAUCCGUCCAUGGCUUGAUAUGUUCCGCAAACAAUGUCUUGAGAUCACCCCAGAAGAGUACAACUCUAUCGAUGAGCAAAUGGUGUCUUUCAGAGGAAUGCGCAGCCCAAUAAGGCAGUAUGUCAAGAGCAAGCCCCACCCCUGGGGAUUCAAGAUCUGGGCCCGUUGCACUUCCACAGGAAUCCUCUGUGAUUUUCUGGUGUAUGAAGGUGGCACUGGGAAAAGAACCACACUUGGCAUGGGAGGAGACGUGGUGCUCAAGCUGUGUGAAACUCUUCCAUCAGGCCAGAACUACAAAGUGUGCGCCGACAACUUGUUCUCUUCAGCACCACUGGUGCUUGAGCUUCUUCAGCGGCAGAUCUUCUACACAGGAACACUCCGCAGCAAUCGCUUGUCUGGAUGUCAGCUUGAGGAUGACAAGAGUCUUGCCAAGAGAGGCAGAGGAUCUUUCGAUGUCAGAGUGGAGAAAGAGGGGUCCAUGGCCAUUGUAAAGUGGCAUGACAACAGAUCGGUCACCUUGAUCUCUUCUCACACAGCAGUGGAACCACAAGACAAAGCUCGCCGCUGGAGCAAACAAGAGAAGGCAUUCAUUGAUGUCAACCGGCCACACAUCGUCAAAGUGUACAACACCUUCAUGGGGGGGGUUGACCUCAUCGAUGGAUGUAUUGCCAGGUACAAAUACAACAUGAGGUCACGGAGGUGGUACAUCUACCUGUUCUGGCACAGCAUCAUGCUAGCCCUGGUCAACGCGUGGCUGACCUACCGCCGUGACUGCAAUCUGCUUGGUCAGAGGCCACUAAAUCAAAGAAGAUUCCAGGCAGAGGUAGCAACUAGCCUCAUCUUCAUCCAGGCAGAAAGGGGGCGCCCAUCACUCGACAACAACACCCUAUCUCCACCAGCACCUCCCAAGAGAGUCCGUGUCGGAGUUCCUGAUGAUGUUCGUCUGGACCAGGUAGCACACUGGCCUGUGAAAUGUGCCAAUCGUGGCCGCUGCAAAAUCUGCAAAACCAAUGCAACCAGCACCGUCUGCGAGAAAUGUAACGUGCGUCUCUGCUUCAAUGAACAGAGAAACUGUUUCAAAACAUACCAUUUUGCCUAG